Gopherus evgoodei (Goodes thornscrub tortoise) is the source of this 7883-nucleotide messenger RNA. RefSeq names its product USP6 N-terminal-like protein. The record is from RefSeq and is a predicted model, not a curated record. Lineage: Eukaryota; Metazoa; Chordata; Testudines; Testudinidae.
CCCCCGGGAUGGGAGGGGGAGGCGCGCGGCGCGGGGGCUGCUCGCUCGCUCAGUUUCAUUGUGAGAGUCGCCGCUUGGGGGGCUGGAGCCGGCAGCUGGUAGCGCCCUAAGGAGGAUGCGCAGCGGGGACGGGGACUCGGACUCGGGCUCGGACUCCCGCCGGGACCGCGCGCACGGACGCCGCCUUCUGCCCGCGCUUCUGACAUGAAGAAAGAUAUAGAGACCUUAAUAGCAGAAGAGAGAGCAGAGAUCAUCGCCAAAUAUGAAAAGGGAAGGCAGGAAGGAGCUCAUAUUGACCCAUGGGAAGAUGCUGACUUCACCCUGUAUAAAGUCACAGACAGAUUUGGAUUUCUGCAUGAGCAUGAACUGCCAACCCGCAGUGCAGUGGAAGAGAAGCAAAAGCUGCAGGAGAUUGAACGAGUGGACAAAUGGCUAAAGAUGCUGAAGAAAUGGGGCAAAUACAGAAAUAGUGACAAGAUGUUCCGCAGGGUUUACAAAGGGAUACCCCUGCAGGUGCGAGGCCAAGUCUGGUCACUCCUGCUGGACAUUGAGAAGAUAAAGACUGAGAAUGAAGGGAAGUAUGAGAAAAUGAAAGAACAAGCCAAGAGCUUCUCAUCAGAAAUCAAGCAGAUAGACUUAGAUGUAAACCGCACCUUUCGAAACCACAUCAUGUUCCGGGAACGCUACGGGGUCAAGCAGCAAGCAUUGUUCCAUGUCCUUUCGGCAUACUCUGUUUACAACACGGAAGUGAGCUACUGCCAAGGGAUGAGUCAGAUUGCUGCCAUCCUGCUGAUGUAUUUAAAUGAAGAGGAUGCCUUUUGGGCACUGGCACAACUACUGACCAAUCAGAGACAUGCAAUGCAUGGGUUUUUCAUUCCCGGGUUCCCAAAGCUGCAGAGGUUUCAGGCCCAUCAUGAGCAGAUUUUAAGCAAACUAUUUCCGAAGCUGAAGAAGCACAUGGACAAGGAGCAGAUGACAACGGGGAUUUACACAACCAAGUGGUUCCUGCAGUGCUUCAUUGACCGGACUCCCUUCACGCUCACCUUGCGGUUAUGGGAUAUCUACAUCCUGGAAGGAGAACGGGUUCUGACAUCCAUGGCGUACACCAUCCUGAAGCUGCACAAAAAACGCUUACUGAAGAUGUCCCUGGAGGACUUACGGGAAUUCCUACAGGAGAGAAUUGCUGCUUCUCUGCAUUAUGAAGAUGAUAUUAUUAUUGAACAAUUGCAAACGUCCAUGACUGAAUUGCGCAAAAUGAAAUUUGACCUUCCUCCCCCAGCAAAACCUGAAGAAUUCCCUAAGAAACCUUUGGGGCUGGAACUUUCUCUAAAUCUCAUGGCACUGAAACCUAGCAUUGCAGUGAAUGGCCAGAAUAAGGCUGCCACUGACCUCGACCCUGACCUCGAUACAAAGCUGUCCUCUCCAAACAACAGCCCUGCUCAUCUGAAUGAAACUACUGGUAACGCGAACAUGGCAAUAAACGAGAGGCUCCCUCCUCUGCAGCAGGAUGGGCUUCCCUCACUGGCAGCAGCAACAGAUGUGCAUCAGCAUCCAUUUAAGGGCCACCAGCAAUGCCAGGAGGAAAACCAGCAUGGAGAAGAAAAUCAGGUGGAGGCGCCAAAGAAAGUUGCUGGUGAAACCCCGUCACAAGAGCUGUCUCCUCCAGAGGAGAAUGAGGUUCAGGCCCUCCCGGAGAGCCAGGAUGCACCACCAGUGAGCAGGGAGUCUGUCUCACAAGAGAGUCCUCAGAGUCUCAGUGCAGGAAGUGGUAAAGAGGAACUGCAGGAACAUAGCCCCUCCCCUGCUGUAGACAACACAAACCAGGCCACUCUCCACACAGCUCAGCUGCAGGCACCUCAGCAAGCACAACCCAAAGGGACAGCCAUGGACAACUCUGCAGGGGACAUUGCCACCCAGAGCCACAACCCCCAAGUAGACCUGCCUGUCCAUCACAAUAAUAUAUUAGCAGGUCAGGAGUUGCCAAACCAAACGCCUUCUCUUCCCUCCCUUGCCGAACAAAGACCCUCAGACGCUUCUGUGCAAAAUGUCUCGAGUCCUGAAGACACGAGUGCUAUCACCUUCCCGGUGGAUUUACUGACAGGGCUGCCUCCAGAGCAGCAGCACCGGCCUCCCAGUACAGACUCGCGCUCAGCACCAGAACAAAACCUUGCUUCUCCUUGUGAUUUGUCAGAGAAAGUACAAGUGCCUGUCUUGUGUAUGGAGAAGGCCCUUGAUACUCUCUCUCUCCCUCUGCUGGAUGGUAGACGACGGCCUUCUAACGUAUCUCAGUAUGACAACAUAUCUGAAUUGGAGUACAGUGAGGAUAACUCUUCUGGGCAGGUGCCCAGCAUCGAGAAACUUAGCAGUGCAGUGCCACAGAACAAACCAGAUUUAAAAUCCUCGGUAUCCAAGUCUGCAUCUAUGGGUGAGAUUGCAGAUCUGGGGAUGCACUCAGAAGGGGGCAUAGACUCAGCACAGCAGACAGUAGGACUGGGCCACUCAGCCUUCAACUCACUUCCUCAUCAGAGACUGUCUGGUGGCAGCGGCAGUGUGCCAAUCUUAUCUAUGCUUGACUCUGGGGCAGUUCAGCUGGCAGAGGGUCUACACGACCGAUACUUGUCAUCCCCGGCUUUACAGGGGCAGUGCACCCCCUAUAAAAUAGUUAAAACCACCACUCCGCUUCACGUGGCUCAUGCUACCGAGCAGGACUGCUUGAACCAAAAAAUAGCAUUGCCUUUGCAAGAGGGCAGUCGUCAUGUAGGUGCAGCCUUGAUGGCAGCUGAUGGAGGGGCAGAACUUGAGGUUGUGGCUGCCAACCAGUGUGCACAGAAAUCAUUAAAUGCAUUGAGAGAGCCACGUCCCUGUCUACCCCCAAAGCCAAAAAUACCACCCAAGGUUGCCAAAGCCCAUUCAGAGAACAGUUUCUAUCCAGGCUGCCCUUCCACAAUGCAAAUGUCCAAGUCAGUGACAUUUUAACAGGGGUAGGGGCACGGAGGGGAAACAAACAAUAUAAUUACAUUGUCUAUCUAGUCAUGAGACAUCCUUAUAAAGGUUUGCAACUAAAAGGCAACACAGCCCAGGGUAGAGAUAACGGGAGAUGAUCCUGUGCUGAGCUGUGUUUGGUACGACUGCUUGGGGAGUCAUGCAGGAGUUGGUACCGUGGCCAAUAGACAAUGUACUGGUGCCAGGAGGUGGUUAAAAAGUCUGUGGGGUUUUUUCCUGCGGACAAAUCACAAAGUGCUUUCACUCCUGCUCACGUGUAGAGAGAGGCAAAGCUGGUUAAUGUGCUAAAUAUUUUGACUGUUUUUUCUCUCAUCGUUUUUAUAAAACACAAGAGCUUGGCCUCAUAAACCAGAGUUUACUUUCUGUUAAGGGGGGAAUAGAUACGAUGCAGAGGGUUUUGAGCCGUUGUUACAACAGAUAGAGAUGCUGUGGGAAGACAGAGAGAGGGGCCUUCUUUACAAAUAAGCACUUGGUCCGUGUGGCCAGUAGCAUUUUUCCAAUUGCCUUUGCAGCAAUAGAUUUUUCUGAAGUCCUAAUAGCCAGCAGUCCUUCAAACAAGGCUAUUGAGUAUUCUUACCAGGAAAGCCAGCCUUCCAUAAAGUCUAUGCAACAUCCAGCUUUAUUCCAGAAAUCCCGGUGAGCACUGCUCACGUCCCAGGGGAAAGACUGUGCAUCUUUUCACCUCGAGUGCAAUGGGGCAGUGUCAUAUGCCCAUUUGUAGUUCUCUAGCUCUUUUCCAUUUGCAGUGGGAGGUUUCCUGAAGAGAGGCUGAAUGUUGUGUGCCAAAGCGCUCUUGUGUUCUCGGUGGGUUUGUUCUGGGCUGUAGCUAGGAUUUAUCAGAAAGCAAAGUUAACUUCUGAUGCAAGCAGAAGGGAAGGUGGGAAAGGUGCGUGUGCCAUGCUUCUCCACCAGCCUGCAGGUUUGUGCUGAUCCACUAAAUGUUUGUUCAGAUUCCUUGAGUUCCUCAUGUGAGAGGGAUGGAAGAGCGAAGCAGAGCUACGAUCAGUUUUCCAACCUGCCUGUCUGAUCUUGUCCUUCUCUCCGUGAAGCCAGGACAGUGAGCAGGCUCGCUGCCUUAGGACUGACUGAAAGGAAAAGGAGGUCACUGCCUUGGUAACUUACCAAUCAGUGCGUAGCAAUCUAAUAAACACAGGAUGUAUUCUUAUUUGAGCAAUGGAGGCAGUGCCCUGGCUGGUCUUUUGCUUUAGCUAGCAAGCCAUGAGAGUGCAAUAGGAUUCGAUCACUUCUCAUCAAAAUUCCAGAACCUACACUGGUCCCUGCUUUGAGCAAUUGAAGUGUCAGUGUGAAAACCACACUGGAGUUAGAAAGGAAGGUGGACAAAGCUCUGAAAACCUUGGCUCUGCUCCUCCUCGAAAUAGUCUGGCUCUAAAUCAACAGAGUAAGAAGCUGCCAAGAGAAAAACUUGGCACAAAGAUUCAGAAGAAGAGGUCUUUCCUGUAAAGCUUAAAGCCUGUGGUCCAGAAAUGCAAAUGUCUUGGCCUUAGAGAAUGAAGAAAGUUGGGGCAGAUUUCUUUAAAAGCAAGCUUACAGCUAAUGGGAAAAUAUUCUGUAAUUAUGGAAAAAUGCCAGUCCUGUUUUCUAGUUCAGAAGCCUGAAUUACUGUAAGUACAGCAUAUAGAGCUCUAGGUAUGGUUAUUACAUCCAUGCUUUGUAAUGAGGAACCUGAUUCCACUUGAUUCUGUAGAACUAUAUGCGAUGCCUCGUUCAACAGCUUAGGAUGCUUUGAGAUCAUACUUGAGGCAGGCCUAUAUAUACACGUGUCCCCUGCACUCUGGCGAAAGGCUCCCUUAGGGAGUAGAAGUGUACUAAAAGUCUGGUCCAAAGUCCAAAGAAGUCAAUGGAAAGACUCCCAUUGACUUCCGUGGACUUUGGACCAGCUCCUAAAGGUGUGUCCUAGGCUUGGUCUACACUGGGGGGUGGAGGGAGAGAAUCCAACCUAAGAUACGCAACUUCAGCUAUGAGAAUAGUGUAGCUGAAGUUGACAUAUUUUAGGACGACUUACCUCGCAUCCUCACGGCGCGGGGUUGAUGGCCGCCGCUCCUCUGUCGACUCCGCUUAUGCCUCUUGCUGCAGAGGAGUACAGGAGUCGACAGCAGAGUGAUCGGGGAUCGAUUUUAUUGCGUCUACACCAGACGUGAUAAAUCGAACCCCGAUAGAUCGAUCGCUACCUGCCAGAUCGGCGGGUAGUGUAGAUGUACCCCUAGAGAUUAAAGCCAUAAAGGACAUUCAGAUCAUCUAGUCUGAUCUAUGGCAAUCAUUUCACCCCUGAGCAUCUGAGCAAGAAACAGCCAGCCAAGCAGAUGAGAGAGGGAAAACGCUCGGAGCUGUCUCAGAGCUCUGGCACACCCUGUCCAGUGUCUCACCUCCAGCCAUGGCCAAUGCUUUAGAGGAAGGAGACCUAGGAUACAUUGCAGGUAGAUUCCUUCCUGACACCCUCUAGGUGACCAGCUAUGUAUGGUGGUUUGAGGUUGAUGUAGCUGACAGCUCUCUAAGGGAGCUCCCCAUUUCUCCCAAGAGGUGGUCUGAGCACAGCACUGGCAGCCAGCAGCUCCUGUUCGAAUUCCUGUUCUUUCACCAGCUUCCUCUCUGGCCUUGGGCAAGUUGUGUAACCUCUUUGCCUGUUCUCCCCAUCUAUGAAAUGGGGGUAAGCCUACUGACUGUCCUAUCUCACAGGGGUGCUGUGGGGAUUAGUUGUAAUGUUUUGUAAAGCGCUCGGAGAAGUGCUAUAUAAAGGCUAAGUAUUAUGAUUCUCAGCCACCACAGCUCAUUUUCAAUUGUAGCGAAAAGGUGCUUUUGUUGCUUUUAUUUUAGUGGUCCUUCCCCAAUAACUGUGCAGUAGUUUGGAGAGUAACAUAUCUGAGUGUAUUACACCUGGGCAGUAUUUCAGCAGGAUGUGCAAUAUCCUUUAAUUUAGAACCGUGUGCAUCCUCUUGAGCUCUAGAAGCCAGUGGGCAAUGGAAAUGUUAAAGUAGCUGCCAUCUGCUGCUAGGCUUGGUUUCUGUAUGCUGGGGUCCGUUCUCUCCUCCAAGCGCACAUGUAACCUCCAUUAAUCUGGGCGGGAGUUGAGCUCACAUGUGAUAGGAGAUUAGACCCCUUUACCUUCACUUUUCUGCUUGCCUGACCUUACUCGUUCUGGUCAUUGUAGGUAAUAUGAGGUCAGAGAUGGAGAGUAUCUAGGUCCUCUUGUAAGACACACUUUUAAUGGUGAUUGUCUUUAGAACAUUGAAUAGCUGCCUAAUGCACAAUACUCACCACGAAGGCUAACAUCUCCUGAACGCUGAAUUCAGGAUGCGUAUCUCCUGCUCUCAUGAAAUCUCACUGGGGAGAGGGCAGCCAAGCUAAUUCCAAGUGUAUAUUUUCCAAGAAUUAUUUGGGUUUUCCUGACCACCUGUCUCAGAAGUAGUAGCUGAAAUAUAUAUACAGUGUUCUCCUAAAAGAGGAGUCCAACUGGAAGCUUAGCACCUGUUCCAAAGUCUAUUGAAGUCAGUAGAAAGACUCUUGUUGACUCCAGUGGACUUCGGUUCAGACUGCUAAUGAUCCCUGCAGCACUGUACAGCAAGUGGUUUAGGAUCAUCUUCCUCUUCAGUAAUAAAAGUGCCAUCAUUGGAGGCCACAGGUCACACCACACCUUGCUCCUCCAUUCGCUGAGCAGCUAGGUCCUUGAGUCCUCAUUAAAGGUGAUGGGGUAAGUGCCAUCAGUCCCUAGAGUGUCUUGUCUUCGUUUGGGCAACCCUCACCCUGCUCCGAACUGGUUCAUUUGCUGCCUUUUGGACUAAAUCCAAAAUGUGAGGAGAAGGCAAAGCCAUUUGUGUAGUCUGGGACUGAGUGUAUUUCUGAGGGGGAGCAAGGAGCUGCUGCUACAGCAAUUAGACUCUUGCCUUUUUCCUUCGUCAGUGUCUUUGCACAGAGAUUUUAAUGGCCUAAACUGCGAGAGCCAGCUGCUGUGGGUGGGUCUCAUUGGAGCAGGGCCUUGUUUAUAGGCAGGCAUAUUACUUUUUUUGUUUGUGAAAUGAACAUUUUAUAUACAAAUCAACUUAAAUCUUUCCAUUUCAAUCUAUUGUUGCAAAUGAUGAUUUAAGCCUGUCAGGUUCAGGCAUUCCCCCCCAUCACUGUGGGGGCUUAUUGUACUAACCAGUAACCCCUCCAACUCCCUUCAGUACUGUUCAGGUUCUUAUACUGCCCCCAUCAUUGUGGUAUCUGGGCUUGAUAAGGAGCUGUGUGGUAGCAGAGAUGGGAAUGAUCAUGCCCAGCUUCACAUGUGUGGAGGGAGUAGAGGCAAAGGCUCCAAGAGACAAGGAGGACUCAUGUGGGGGGAACAAAUUCCAAGAUACUUCUACAAAUAAUGCAUGGCUCCUAGGAGCGUUAUUUCAUGCCAACUCAGGAAAACAGCUUCCUCCCCCAAGGUAACUUUUACUUAGCCAAAAUAUAUUUAGUUUUAAAAGAAUGGGGUUUUUUUUGGUGGUUAGGCUGUUUUGUUUUGUUGGUGAACUAGCACUUUGAGCAGAGGCAGUGCAGCCCUGUGGCAGGAAUGCAGCACCAUCCCUUGUUGAAACUAACCUUUCUAUUUCGGUGGACUAGAAACUGGUGUGUCGCUUUGAGAGAUCUGCUACCAUUGGCUUUUAUUUUCAAUUGCUGCUUUUGUUUACAACAUGAAGAUCUUUGUGAUUCUUUCUAAUGUACUGUUAUUACUUUAAACCAUUGUUAUGUAUGUGCUUUUUUUUUUUUUUUUUGGAAGGGAGUUUGAAAAGCAAAAUGCUCCUUCCUUUUUUACGCUGAUCCAAACAGACUGUACAUAGUGUUCAAUGCUGUGUUUUACAUGGUUGUAAUGAUGACAGUUUAAGAAGUUUAGCAUAAACAGC